Messenger RNA from Mytilinidion resinicola, 1680 nucleotides. RefSeq lists its product as uncharacterized. Bases 142 to 1347 code for a protein of 401 amino acids. The record is from RefSeq and is a predicted model, not a curated record. The transcript has a single exon. Lineage: Eukaryota; Fungi; Ascomycota; Dothideomycetes; Mytilinidiales; Mytilinidiaceae.
UUCAUGGAAAUGUAAGGAUCAAUUUCAUAGCUUCGUUCUUGAAUAUACCAUUUCAAUUCUAUUUCGCGAUUCGUACUUCUCGAUAUCUAAAUCAUCCUCUCUCAAAAUAACACACCUCCUUUCAUCCUUCUCCUCACGGAAAUGGCCCUCGUCGAUACCCCAACAGUGCAUACGCACGCCCUCGCCGCCCUCGAAGCUUCUGACCUCCUACUCGCCACCGCCCCCUCCCUCGUCCUCGACGCCGUCUACACCAUCGACCAAGUAACGCCCGAAUGGCUGACCACCGUGCUCGGCUCCCAAGUCCCCAACUCCAAAGUCCUGACCGCCAACAACACCGGCGGCCACGAGGGCAUGACCUCGCGGCACAAAUGGACGCUCGAAUGGAACGGCGCCGGCAAAGCCGCCAACCUCCCCACCAAGAUCUUCUUCAAAGCCACGCCCGAGAACGCGCAUCUCCGCGAGAUGCUGAGUCUACUGCACAUGGCGGAGCUCGAAGCGCACGUGUACAACGAGCUCUCGGUGGAACUAGAGCCCCACGGCCUCAUCCCGAAGUGCUACUACGCGAAAGCGUACCCGGGCGGCCGCUUCAUCAUCAUCCUCGAAGACCUCGAGGCCCGCAACGUCAAGGUCCACUGGAUGGGCGACACCAUCACGCCCGCGUACGCGCGCGCCGUCGCGAUCGCGCAAGCCCGCAUCCACGCCACGUACUGGAACUCGCCCCGCUUCGACGCCGACAUGGUGUGGGUGCGGCCGCGCUGCCGCCGCUUCGGCGAGCUGUGGCUGCGCAAAUUCUUCACGAAUAACCGGCGCAUGUUCCUCGAGAGCGAGCUAGGGAAGGACUUGCCCGAGUACGUCAAGGAGCUGAUUAGGAUGUGGGACCGCGACUGCGUGUCCGUGUACGAGUACUGGGACCGCAAACCGCCCACCAUCAUUCACGGGGACUCACAUUUGGGGAAUGUGCUGGAGUACCCGGACGGCAGCGCGGGGUACUACGAUUGGCAGUGCUUGUUCCGCGGGUACGGGUACCGUGAUUUAAGUUAUUUCUUGAUGAGUAGUCUGGAUAUUGAGGCGUGUGAGGGGCAUGAGCGGGAGUUGUUUGAUGUGUAUACCGAUACGCUGGAGGCGAAUGGGGUGACAGUAGAUAGGGAGGAGGCAUGGUUGGAUUAUUGUUUACUCGCGCUGGAGCGGUUUGACUCGGCGAUGACGUCGUCGACGAAUGGGGGCUAUGGGCAUGCGAGGAGUGCGUUUGAGAGGCAGGUGAAGACAAUAAGUCAUCUGGCGGUGAAGCAUGAUGUUAAGGGGCUAUUGGAGAGGGUUGUGAAGACGGGGAAGAUUACGCCAGGGUAGUCGCGAGUGUAGAUUGAAAUCCAUGAAAGUUGUCGACAACCGAGUACACGGAAUAGCUUCUCCACUACCUCUUCUGGUUAAGUUUCGUGUUUGACUGGAGGCUACUAUUUGGAUGGAUGCCAAUUGGUAUAGAUUUCGACGUAGAAAUCAGACCGUAGACAAAACGGCAGUGAAGAUACUCAGGAAUCAGGACUCUUGUAAAAAGUUAACUUCACAGCUCGAAAAUCGGCCCUGAUGCUCAAGCUGUUUGCUCUCCUUAAAGCCCUUCUCGAGUUGCUUCAACAAAAGCUCCUUUUCAGUCUACGUUGUGAUCACUCCGAGAACUAAUCAACU